AUGCCUGCUUCUGCGGUAAGGAGUAAUAUUUCCGUAAAAAAUAGCCAAAAAGUUUCUUUUUCUGUAACCGCUCUCCACACCCCGCGUACUCUCUCGGCUUUUUCUUUUAAAAUUUUAAACAACUGCUUGUUUUCAGCCGCUCUCAAAUUCGGCGUCAUCGGCUUGGGUAGUCGACCUUCUCUUUUGCCAGCCUCGCCCUGAGGCACUCAUUCAGCGAAUGCAAUCUUCAAUGACUCCGGAAUACCUCUCAAUGCUCGGCCUCACACAAACGCUGACUGGCUUCGGGAGUUCGCUCGGUGCUCGACUGGUAGGUCGAAAAAUAGAUGUAUGGUUUGGCAAGGAACGUCCUCCAAGUGCGACGCUCAGAUUUUGAUGAAAGCCGGCGCAAAUUUAGAAUAUUUCUUUUCAAGGCAUAUAGAAAAGUUCUAGCUUGUGCGUUGCAAAAAUUACCAAGAUUUUUAGUCGAAAAAGUUGGCGAAAAUUUUGUGAUUUUUUGAGAAAUUUUGGAAUAAAAAAUUUAGUGUUUGUUUCUGCCAUAGUGUGUAACGCUUCCACAGAAAAUAAGUCUUUUCCGCUCGAAACUGGCAACAGUAGCAAAGAUACGGCUAAAAGGUGUUUUUCUCUCUGACCGCUCUCUGUGUUUCGUGUGCUCUCUCGGCGGCAAAGAUCGUUGAAUAUCUCGGCUGCUUCUGGAAAGCAUGAGCUAAACUUUCCAGAAAUUGAUAUGUAGCCUAUCCCCGACAUAUGGGCAAAAUUUAAAGCAAAUCAGAGCGUUGUACUUGGGACAUUUUCUUUGCAUUUUUUUUGAAUUUUUACAUUUUUUUUUCAAAUGUAAAAUGCAUUGGUAUUCUUCGGAGAAAAACAUUUCCUUUACUAUUUUUAAAUAUUUUAUUUUUCGCUUUUAUAUCCAUUUUGUAAAAUACGGCCAGUGUAAAAAUCAGAUUUUUUAACACCAAAACUAUAUUCUAUUUCUUCCCCACUUGUCUAUCUUUCAACCUCAAAUCUCAUUUUAAAAAUAGCACAUCUCUCGCCUUUGAAGUUUUUCAUACAUUCCUUACAAUUUUCGCUCAAUCGAAUCCCAUUCUAUGAAUAAAAGCAAAGUACGUUACCCUUGGUCUUUGAGGUCGCCCAAAGUUUCUUCUUUUUUGGGCUUGAACAAACAGAAUGGGGCAGAGAAUGGACAAAUUGGGUGUUCUUGUAUCUUGUGCUUUCAUUUUAAUACAUUUUUAUCAUGAAUUUUGGAAUCAAUUUUUGCGAUAGUUGAUGAUUUUUGGUGGUAAAAUAGGCAUAGUAGAAGUCUGUUUUUCAUAUUUUUGAAGAUUAUAUUUUGCCAAAUCUGGAUCUCAUUUGUUGCCAAGUUAUGGUAAAAACGCCUACAGAGUUAAAAAAGCGAUUUAAAACUUUUAGAAGCUGAUAUAUCGGGUCCUAGAAUAGCUUAUCACCUAUUUGUGAGGUAUUUUGCAUGUACUCACAUCAAUAAUAUCUAGAUAAAAGCUACGGAUCUUCGUUUUUUGCCGCAUAUUUUGGUCUUUUAUAUGUUACAAUAACUCAGAGUAACGAAAACUUACAUUAGUAGUAGCUAAAGUUAGAAAAAAUGGAUAUAUUUCAAGUCUUCGCCGAGUCUCCGCCAAGUCUCCGCCGAGCGUCCGCCGAGCGUCAGCGGCUUUGAAAGGCCUCGUAGACACUUCCAACAAGCUUUUUUUUGCUUGUCCGCCUGCCUACGCCCCGUAUCGAUCGAUUAUAUCUUGACCCGAACUGUCGUCGACCCAAAAGUCGGGAUGCGAAAACUCAAAAUACUUUCCUCCGAUGACCCUCCACUAUUUUCCCGACAGCCUGAUACAGAAAUUGUCGUCUUAUACAAAAUUAACAUAAUCCUAAAAAUUCUCGAAACAGUCUUUUUCGUCGUUCCAAACACACUUUAGUUCCAUCUAAUCCUCAUUUUUUAUCGAACGCCGGGGAUUAUGAACCCGACCGUUUUCUCUCUUCUUUCCGUGUUCAGUUAACCUUUGCGUUAAUCGAUUCGAGCACAAAGCUUUUUGGAGUUUGUUUGGGAAUUUACAGUGUUGAAACGGGGAGCGAGUAGACAGUAAUUAAUUACAGCGUGUCCGAAGAAAUGCGAAAAAAAUUGAUCGGCGAUUUCUCAGCAGAUUUCUCGGCGCAGAAGCUUUCGAUUUUGCACGGUGGGAGCGGAAACGCUAUGAUUUUAUUCUGUAAAUUUCAGAGUGUCAGAAUGGUGGAUAAAUUUACAAGAGCUGUUUCAAAAUCGCUUAUUUUUGUCAAAAUUUAGAAAGUUUUGUUUGCACAAAUCACAGGUGUGUCACCGGCUUUGUCAAAAAGUUUUAGUAAGGCUGUUCUCAAUUUAUUUUGAGCUCUGUUAAUCUGAAACUUUACAGAAUAAAAUUUGAGCCUUUCCGUUUUCAGUAUGCAAAAUCUGGGGCUUUUCGGUCGAGGCGCGGCCGAGAAAUCGUGGAUUUUUUUACUCCACGUUUCUUUUGGCUUAUAACUUUUUUUUGUAGAAGUAUUGCGAACAAUACGUCCAAUUUAGCCUGAAAUUUCAUCAUAAUCACAAAAAAAGUUUUUUUUCAUUUGUUUUUGACCACUUCUACAUCAAAAGUUACGCUAAAACCUCUCCAUUGCCCUCAGAAAACUGUAUCCUAACUAUUCCUCAAACUUUAUCAAAAUUUAACAACCAAAUUUUAACCUGCAACAUCCUUCGUAUAAAAUGUCGCCCUCCAAAAUUUGAUAAAAUCUCUUGUCUGUCUCCCCUCGUGAGCACAGAGUGUUUCAUUCGCAUUAUUUUUUUUCAUCCCCAAGGCACGUGUUCAUCACGCAUUUAACCAUAAUUAUGCCUACCAUGUCUGUCUAAUGUAUUAUAUUUUUAAUUUCCCCUAAAAUCCCCGCACUCAUUCCGCGUCACAGCGCCCUCAUUUACAUGCAAUUCUGUUGGGCGAUACAUGAUGUGUGCACAAGUACGCUCCGGGUUUUUUUGCGUCUUUUUUUCGCGUCGGGUUCAUUGGGUCCGAAAAAUUUCUCGCGGGGAACUCAGAGAGCCUUUUUCGUGUAGCUCGCUGAAAGGGCAGAGUAAAGUAGGGAAGAACGGGGUGUUCAGAAGAUGUUCUUACUUUUCUUUCCUCGAGCUCUACUUCAUUGAUUAUCGAGCCAGCUGAGAGCCGGAAGAGGAUGAGGAAGUAAAAGUGGCUGGAAAUACGAUUUAUCCGGACAAAUUAGAUUUUUUUGUUAUUUUUUUGGAGCCCAACCUCUUCAAACUUGUACUGCAUACUCUCUACGGACCAUAGAUCAUACUGGUACGUUCGUAAAGUCGCUGGGGUGAAUCUGACGUUUGCACUGUGCAAAAAAAAUGCCAGCCAAAAAAAGCCUCUUGCACGGUGCGGAAAGCAAGAAAUUGCACUGUGCAAAGAAAACUUUUGCUUCUGCACAGUGCAUGCCCUGAAAAUCGCUCCAUUGCAAACGGACUAGUAUGCUGACAGUUUUUCCUUGCGCUAAGCACAUACGAGAUAAUAUUUAUUUACGAUUAGCGAUCUUUGAAAACGCACCCCAAAGUGCGAAGGGCGUGUUUAAAAGACGAUUGCUCGAGGCAUUGCGCUCAGACUUGCUUGAAAUUUUGUCUCUAUCUUCUGGAUUCGUUGUAGAAAGGCUCUGAAAGUUUUUGCCUCAUGAUUUGAAGAAGCGGCUGAAAGAUUGAACGAUCUUCAAAAGUGCAGUCUAAGAUAUACAUAGCUCAAUUCACAGAGGAAUAUCGCUUAGCACAACGCGUGGAUUCACUUCAAAUUUUGCUCACUUGAUCUAUGUUGCUUUCAAAUUACAACCCAAAAAUUUUAGCUUCAGCGUUGCAGGGACAACCGAGAUAUUUGACAAUCUCGGAAUACCUAUGUUGAAACACCCAAGCUUCACAUAUAAGGAAAUAUCUCAAAGCGAAACGCUCCAACUCGCUUAAAGUUUUACAUACGUCUUCUAGAAAGAAGUAAUUCUAUUUGCUAUAAAACUUAGCCGCCAUAAUACAGCCAUCGCUGAGAUAUCCAACACUAUUUACCCCCGAGUUUAUCGAAAAUGAAGUGUGACAGUGAGAAGAGCCUCAUUCGCUGAUAGCUCUAUUUUUUCCGGCCGAAUAAAUUAUUUUCGUGUCGUUUGCAGAGCCCGCAGCGGGUGUGUUGUCUUUGUUUUUGCGGGCACUGCGAGUAAAUGGAUCCCGAGAUUCUGCUAUUAUUUUAUUUUGGGUCCAGAGUUUUGGCCUCGGCCUGAAUAUCGGCUAAAUGAAGAUUCUUGUGUGCGGAGAGUUUUGUUUUCGUUUUUUCUGGGUCAUUGGGAAACCUACAACGGCCGGCAUUCAACAAACUGUAUUUGAAAAGUUCGUAGAUCAAAGCUCACGCAAAUAUCGGUCUGUCGGGAAAAUAAUGAGCACUAUGUCGCACUCUUUAGCGACGCGAUCGGCACAGCGAAAUUGUGCUCAUUAUUAUCCGUUCCCCUUUCAUUACCGCUCUAAUCUAAUCUGAAUUCAUUUUUGCAUCCGUAUACAACAUUUACACCUUUUAUUUUAUUACAUCGUACAUUCACUUUGGCCUUUGAGUUCCACGAGCCCACGGAAAAUUCAAUUACGAUUUAAAACAGACUUCUGUUCUUGCAUUGUGAUCGAACGAACAAAUUGUGCUCAAUAUUUCCCUAAUUAAAUUUUUCUUAAUGUCUUGCAUUUAAAAAAAGUGUAACCAUUCAUAUGGGAGGGAAAAUUUAAUAAGUUUUUUCUUAGGCAGUCAUAGCCAGAGAUUGCCACGGCAAAAAUUUUGGCUCCGGCUCGGAGCCGCUCAGGUCCGGAGCCGAGGCCAAAUUUGCGGCUUCGCCUCGGAGCCUUAGCCGCUUAGAGCCGAAGCCAAGAGCUGAUUCCGGAGUCAAAAUCAGACUCCGGAGUCAAGAGCCAACUCAGGAGCCAAGAUUCGACUAUGGAGCCAAGAGCCGUCUCCAAAGUCUAUAUCGGACUUCGGAGCCGGGGCAGUGCAAAAAGCCGGAGCCAAGAGCCGACUCCGGAGCCGGAGCCGCUCAGAGCUGA
Molecule: messenger RNA, 5059 nt
Organism: Bursaphelenchus xylophilus (pine wood nematode)
Lineage: Eukaryota; Metazoa; Nematoda; Chromadorea; Rhabditida; Aphelenchoididae
Source: the annotation of a GenBank genome assembly